Penicillium chermesinum is the source of this 1710-nucleotide messenger RNA. RefSeq names its product putative alpha/beta hydrolase. Gene Ontology annotation, molecular function: A2-type glycerophospholipase activity. The record is from RefSeq and is a predicted model, not a curated record. Gene Ontology annotation, cellular component: mitochondrial inner membrane. Bases 1 to 1710 code for a protein of 569 amino acids. NCBI's taxonomy places the organism in Eukaryota, Fungi, Ascomycota, Eurotiomycetes, Eurotiales, Aspergillaceae. Gene Ontology annotation, biological process: cardiolipin acyl-chain remodeling. The transcript has 2 exons.
AUGGCGCCAGAAUCCUAUCAAGCAUCUGUCUCGGACGGCCAGAAGCACGGCAAAUCAAGCUCAUCUCAAGGUACUCAAGAGGGAGCUCCCUCCGCGAUGCGCGCCAAAGCCGGGUCCGCCGUUUCGAACUCAUUCUUCCCGCUGGGAUAUCGGGAAGGCUUCAGUCAAUGGUGGGCAAGUUUACCUGCCGCGGCCGCUGAACAUAAGGUCCUGUCAUACCUCCCUUAUUUACAUCAUGAACCACCGACCCACUUACAGACCGGCAAUACAGCCGGGUUCCCAGAUGGAGCUACACCACAUAGUUUGCAAUCUGCAGAUCAUAGUCAAGAUAGUACGAUAUCAGCAAACUCAGAGAAUGACCCCUACGGACCUCGCCGCUGGAGCUCCCGUAUGGUAGAGCUGAGUGGCAAGGAUCGAGCAAUUAAUGAGUUCUCGGUGGAACGAGUUGGUGAGAAGGUAGACCAACAUCUGGUCAUGUUGCACGGUUAUGGAGCUGGGUUGGGCUUUUUCUAUAAGAACUUCGAGCCUUUGAGCCGGCUGAGAGGCUGGCAGUUGCACGCUCUCGACAUGCUGGGCAUGGGCCGCAGCACCAGGCCGCCAUUCAAGAUCAAGGCCAAAGAUCGGGAGGAAGCGAUUCGCGAAGCCGAGGCUUGGUUCGUGGAUGCCCUCGAGGAGUGGCGCCAGAAGCGAAAGAUUAAUCGAUUUACAUUGCUCGGACAUAGCAUGGGAGGCUAUAUGGCUGUUGCAUACGCUCUGAAAUACCCCGGUCACCUUAACAAGCUCAUUCUUGCAUCUCCCGUGGGCAUUCCAGAAGAUCCAUAUGCUGUGACUGCCGAUGUGACUGAGCCUUCAGAGUCCACUCUCCCGAAUGAGCUCACCCAAGACCAAAGAGAGAUCACGGAGGGCGCACCGAGGACCGCUAACGGUGGUAUCAUCACAGGACGCAAUGCCGAUGCAACGGUCGCUACGGCCCCGCCACCGCGCCGGACUCUCCCCAAAUGGUUUUCGUACCUAUGGGAUGCCAACAUCUCCCCCUUCAGCCUGGUCCGAUGGACAGGUCCUUUCGGACCACGGCUUGUAUCUAGCUGGACCUCACGUCGGUUCUCACAUCUCCCAGCGGAAGAAGCCAAGGCACUCCACGACUAUUCCUACUCUAUCUUCAUCAUGCGCGGUAGUGGCGAAUAUGCUCUUGCCUACGUCCUCGCCCCGGGCGCAUUUGCUCGCAGUCCUCUGAUCCGGCGCAUCCACGGCGUGGGUCGCCAGCUGAUUAACGGAGAUGCUCUGCCCACGCCUACUGCUACCGCUACCGCCGCAGCGAACUCAUCAUGCUCAUUGUUCUCCAAGGGCUCAAAGGCUGCGGAGGAGGCUUCUCCCGCUCCUGCUCCCGCUUCUGAGGAAUCUGUGGAAGUCCCAGCGCCAGCGCCUCGUCGCGAGAAUGGCCUUCCUGUUGUAUUCAUGUACGGUGAUCGGGACUGGAUGGAUGUCUCUGGUGGCCAUGCUGCUGUGGCGGCUCUAGAAGAAGAAAAGCGCCGUGUUCUUGCUGACGCAACGCCUGAAGAACGCAAAAAAGACCAGGGCUCUGCUAAGGUCAUCGUCAUUAAGCGCGCUGGCCACCAUCUAUACCUUGAUGGUUGGGAAGACUUCAAUCGCGUCGUGUUAGCAGAGAUGGAAGAUGUCAGUAGACGGGAACGCGAACAGGCUAGCCAAUGA